Molecule: messenger RNA, 2586 nt
Organism: Drosophila ananassae
Lineage: Eukaryota; Metazoa; Arthropoda; Insecta; Diptera; Drosophilidae
Product: sodium-dependent nutrient amino acid transporter 1
Exons: 7
Coding region: 493-2412 (639 amino acids)
Biological process (GO): sodium ion transmembrane transport
Cellular component (GO): membrane
Molecular function (GO): L-amino acid transmembrane transporter activity
Source: RefSeq, a predicted model, not a curated record
UGGCUCAUUCAGUUGGCUGCGGGCACUCGGCUUGGCUUUUUCGGCUUUUGGCUCACGUGAUCGGGAAACGCGCUCGGCGACCACCUGCCCAAAGGCUAAUGCAAUAAUAACGGGUUUUCGUUUUGACAAAUUCGAAAAUAUUCGAAAAUCGUGUGCAGAGAUGCUCAGUAAUUUGAGUUUAAAGUUUUGUUAAAUAAUAGAAUUAAAACUAAAAGUGCUCGACACUUAACAUUUUAACAACCUUGGCUGGGCAAAGAGCCUUAAUUGGCCAGCAACAAAAAUAACUACAGCCGGUUCAAAGUGGUUAGAGCCGCUUGUUACUUUACCUACUUCAACAUCUGACAUACCAACAACAUCGGCCAUUCAAAUUGCCAACAACAAUACCAGAAAAUCAGCAUAAGCUCAAUCGUCGCCCGGCAUACAAGACGCAGGCGAAGGUGCAACCCUCAUUGCUGAGGGAAAAAUAAGAAGACGCUUAAAAGUACAGGCAAAAUGGAGUCGUCCCGCAGGAAUUACCAAAACUCUGCUUUUGUAAACGACGAUGGCCGCAGCACAGCCAGCACCGUGGAAAUUUCGGCCACCAGUUCCGUUCCCCGUGAUAAUACAACCGACCCAGAGGCCCGAAAGUCGCCGGAGGAACGUGCCACCUGGGGCAAGGGAAUCGAGUUCUUGAUGUCGUGCAUCGCCAUGUCCGUGGGCCUCGGAAACGUGUGGCGCUUCCCUUUCACCGCCCUGGACAAUGGGGGUGGUGCCUUCCUCAUCCCAUAUCUCAUUGUCCUGUUCCUGAUUGGCAAACCGAUUUACUAUCUGGAAAUGGUAAUUGGCCAGUUUUCAAGCCGCGGCUCGGUAAAGGUUUUCGAUUUGUGUCCGGCCAUGAAAGGUGUCGGAGCCGGUCAGGCGUUCCAGGUGUUUAUGCUGAGCACUUACUAUGCCGCCCUGGUAGCGAUAAUUGGCAGAUAUUUCAUUGAAUCAUUCCGCAACCCAUUGCCCUGGGCCACAUGCCUUGCGGAGUGGGGACCCAACUGCAUCAACUCAGCCCCCGACGCAAGUGAUUGGCUUCGUGUGGAUGGCGGUGAUCAGCGAUUGCAAAAUUACACAAUCAAAUCAGAAACUGAGCGGGUGAUCACCAGUUCGGAAUGGUAUUUUGUCAAAGAAGUCCUGCACGAGUUGCCUAAUAUCGAGGAUGGAAUCGGUCUGCCCAACUGGGAGCUAGUCCUUGGCCUCUUCUUGGCCUGGGCCUGUGUGUUUUUCAUCAUUCGUCGGGGCGUCAAAAGUUCCGGAAAGGCCUCUUACUUCCUGGCCAUCUUCCCCUACAUCGUCAUGGGGGUCCUUCUGGUACGGGCCGUAACUCUGCCAGGGUCAAUUGAUGGCAUUUACUACUUCAUCAGGCCCCAAUGGGGCAAGAUCCUGGAUCCGAAAGUAUGGUACGCAGCAGUGACCCAGUGCUUCUACUCCCUGUCCGUGUGCUUCGGCAACAUCAUUAUGUACGCCUCCUUCAACAAGUUCGGCCACAAUGUGCACAGGGAUGCAGUUAUUGUGACCAGUCUGGACACGGUUACCUCCCUGCUGGCUGGAUUCACGAUAUUUGGAAUCCUAGGACAUUUGGCUCACGAGAUCGGCACCGAUGACAUUGGAACUGUGGUAAAGGGUGGCGCGGGUCUGGCCUUCAUUUCCUACCCGGACGCCAUAGCCAAGUUCAAGAGCCUGCCGCAGAUAUUUUCGGUGCUGUUCUUCCUUAUGUUGUUUGUUCUGGGAAUCGGCUCCAACAUUGCCAUGACAUCUUGUUCAGUGACUGCCAUCCGGGAUCGGUUUCCCAACUUCAAACAGUGGCAAUGCUCGCUGCUAAUAGCUGUUGUCAGCUUUAUGAUCGGACUUUUAUAUAUAACACCCGGAGGACAAUACAUGCUGACCCUAGUGGACUUCUUUGGAGCCUCAAUGAUUGCUCUAGUGCUGGGAAUCGCUGAGCUGUAUACUGUCGGUUGGAUCUACGGUACCGAUCGUCUUUGUAAGGAUAUUGAGUUCAUGUUGGGACGCAAAGUGGGCCUGUACUGGAGACUCUGCUGGAGCAUUAUCACUCCUCUAAUUAUGACCACUAUCCUGGUAUAUUUCUACGCAACCUACGAGCCUCUGACCUACAACAAUGUGAUCUACCCUUCUUGGGCUUACAGCAUUGGCUGGAUGAUCACAGCCUUUGGAAUUCUGCAGCUUCCCAUCUGGAUGAUAGUGGCUAUUAUCAGAGACCCGGGCAAAACAGUGGGCGCGAAGAUUCGCGGUGCGUUUACACCGAAGAAGAACUGGGGACCCAUGGAUCCUUUGCUGCGGGAGCAGUACCACAAGGAGAUUGAAAAUGAUUUAACCCCGAGACGAGGUCAAGGUGUUUGGGCUGCCAUUAAGCAGAAUAUUUUCGGCUAAUCGAGUAUGGCGCUUUAUCAAUCACAGGCCCAAUGUAAAUAGUGAUUUGUGCUUAGUAUUAGCGAAUCCUGUAUAAAAGAUCUUGCUUUAAUCUUAAGGCUGCCAAUAAACCUAAUAAGAAUUUGUAAAAGCUUCGCGAAAGGCUGAAAGGCUCUGAGAGGCUUAAAACAUGCA